Molecule: messenger RNA, 264 nt
Organism: Penicillium verrucosum
Lineage: Eukaryota; Fungi; Ascomycota; Eurotiomycetes; Eurotiales; Aspergillaceae
Exons: 3
Coding region: 1-264 (87 amino acids)
Source: RefSeq, a predicted model, not a curated record
AUGGCGCCCGCACUGGCCCAUGGAAGAUCACGUGAGCCACCAGCUGUCUUGGCAGACCCGCUGGUUGCGACAGCGCAGCAGCUGUCGACGCCCUCAAUUUCCACUUCCCCCCUGCUCUGCUUCUUUCAAACCCUGGCAAGCUGUUUGAUCAAACGUGUGUUGCCUAUUAAUCUCCCCUCAGACCUGUUGUGUCAUCUUCAAGAACUAGGAAACUGGGGUCCGGCCUGGCGAACUCCGGCGAACCUAGCUUCCAUCAUCAUUUGA